AUGGCUUCUGUAGAGGACUGCAGGGAGGCCGUCGCAAUGAUGCAGGAGGCACUGAGUCUCAUGGUUGAGGGUGCCAUCGACGAUGCAUCCGUGGAACGCUGGACCAACGUCAUUGUACCCGAUCACAUCGCUACCUUCGAGCGCCUCUUGGAGACACCAGGGCCAGUGGCACUCCUGCAUACCCUGCGAUACAGAAUGAGCUGUUGUGUCAAGCGUGGUGGAAGCCUCCAGCAGCCAAGUGUAGCUUGGAACAAAGUGAAGUCGGCUUUUGCGAGACAUCUGGACAUAUCCACGUUCAUGGAUGACGCUAGAGCUCUCUUCGCCUCGAAGAUCGAGCUCGCGCUCCGUGAACACAAUGCUGUAAAAGUGAAUACAGUGCUAGCAGCCGAGUACGUGAUCGUCAAGAAUGACGAGGGAACGAAGGACAUCAAGUACUACAACACGAAGAGUGCGUCGAUUUAUCAGACCACUGACUUCAACGAGUGGUACACCGCGAACGUCCAACAGCCCAUUGAACGCGACAUCGAAGAAUUCCAAGAGCGAUAUGCCGGUGAAUGUGAACAAGUUGAAUCCGAUGAGAGGAAUGCCGCCGAAACACAUCGUCAAGUUCGAGAAGCAGAUUACUACGUGGAUGAGGACGACAACGACGACGAUGAAGAGGUGGAGGACGAUGACGACAUCGAGCUAUUGCCUAAAUUUCACUAUGUGUUGAUAAAAGACCUGUCGAGGCUAGUGAGUGCGCAGUUGUCGAAUCGAGCACACAAACAAUAUAUCUGUGAAAGGUGUCUCCAUUACUUUCGUAAUCAAUUAAAACUGCGGGCUCACGAGGUCGACUGCGCACAAGUCAAUCAGUGCAAAGUGAAACUGCCCACGAAACACGACAACAUCCUCAAGUUCAAAAACUUUGGGCACAGAGAGCGAGUGCCUCUCGUCGUCUACGCCGACUUCGAGUGCCUGUCGCGACCUGUCGACGACGACGACGAGCGUGCGUACCAGCAGCACGAGCCAUUCAGUGUCGGCUUCUACCUCAGAUUUAGUUUCGACGAUUCUCGUUCCGAGUACAAGUGCUACAGGCAGAUAGACGAAGGCUCGCAAAGUUCAGCCGAGUGGUUCGUGAAGAGCCUGCAAGCUUUGACUGUAGAAAUGAAAGAGAUAUACAAGAACCCCAAACCUAUGAAUGCUCUCACAGCAUCGGAGAGAGAAGAGUUUGAGAGAGCUAUAGUCUGCUACAUCUGUCGGAAGCCAUUCUCAGCUGAGGACACGAAGGUCAAGGAUCAUUGUCACCUCACUGGGAGAGGUCCAGCGCACAAUAAGUGCAACACCAACUACAACGACUCGAGAACCAUACCCGUGAUAUUCCACAACCUCAGCGGCUACGACUCUCAUCUCUUUAUCAAGGAGAUAGCAACCUGUUUCAAGGGUCGAGUGUAGUGAUGUUCGAUAAUUAUCGAUAAGUGCAAAUAUCGAUAUUUUUGUUUCAAUAUAUCGGAAUUUUUUAUCGAUAUUUUACUAACCGAUUAUUGAAAGUAUCAAUAUGUUAUACGUAAAUAUCGAUAGUUUAUUUUACCUAAUUUUUUGGUCAACAGAAAAAUUUCUGUCGCGUCGGGACGUAAGAAGAGUGACAUAGUGAGAUUUCAAACUGGAGAGUGGGGAGGAGCUCCAUAAGGGGCGCAGAGUGCGCGCUUGCGUUGUGACGAAGGCACGAACGCCGAGAGAUUUGGACUAUGUCCGAUAGACCGAUAUCGUGAAGCGCAUUCGCGCGCGAGAGAGAGAGAGAGAGAGAGAGAGAGGGAGCACACUCGGCAACUCGGCUGCGAUAGCUACGCAUCAACGAACACGGCGGGUGAUUUUCAAAGACGACAACAACGGGGUGAGUCGGUGAGCGGUAUUUCGGAGCAACCAAAAGUGCACUUUGGCAGUUCCUGUUAUUGUAGAGAACGACAAGCGAGAGUGAGAGCUCAUCAUACGCAUCAACAUAGACGCGGCGGGCGAUUUUCAACGACGACGACGAGGUGAGCCGGUGAGCGGUAUUUCGGAGCAUCAUAAAGUGCACUUUGGCAGUUCCUAGUAGAGAACGACAAGCGAGAGAGUUCUUGGAAUCGGUCCGGCCGGUCCGGCGAAAAUCUACACGUUGACUACUUAACAGGGUAUCCGUGGCUUGGUGUCAGUUAACAACCUCAGUCUUCAGUUCGUCUUCGCUUAAGCGUAUUGUAAAUUACAAGCCAGUCUUUCAAGUUCACAGCUUGCGGCGUAACUUUAACUUUGUAAGUAAUUAAUUUAUAAAUUCUAUACAAGUCUAUAUCUAUUAUAGUAAUUUCAAUCAUAUUUUCUAACUUUUAU
Messenger RNA from Nasonia vitripennis (jewel wasp), 2340 nucleotides. RefSeq lists its product as uncharacterized. The record is from RefSeq and is a predicted model, not a curated record. The transcript has 4 exons. NCBI's taxonomy places the organism in Eukaryota, Metazoa, Arthropoda, Insecta, Hymenoptera, Pteromalidae. The coding region runs from base 1 to 1431 and encodes 476 amino acids.